Molecule: messenger RNA, 5481 nt
Organism: Anarrhichthys ocellatus (wolf-eel)
Lineage: Eukaryota; Metazoa; Chordata; Actinopteri; Perciformes; Anarhichadidae
Gene: cnpy1
Product: canopy FGF signaling regulator 1
Exons: 5
Coding region: 1624-2340 (238 amino acids)
Cellular component (GO): endoplasmic reticulum
Source: RefSeq, a predicted model, not a curated record
ACUGACAACCGCGCCAAGUUAGACGGAACUAGGCGGAGGGACACGAGACGUCACUGUGCCUUCAAGAUUAAAGCAGAGCUCGUCUCGUAUGGAGUAGGCCUAUAAUCAAUGUGUACUUACUGGGACUUACUGUCUUCAUGUUAAGUGUCUUCUCAAUCCACAUCUAUUACCAUAGUCAGUAUAGUCGUGUCAUACUCAAGUAUUGCAAAAUGUUGUUAAAAAUUUGUUUUACGUUGGAAGUCACGACCGGAAAGUAAACACUAGUAGUGUGAAUGAAGCUGUCAGUGAGUUGUGGUGAGAUACUAAGCAUGUACAGAAAAAGUAGUUCACGACAGCUCGUCAUUGUAACGUUAGUCACAACACCGCGUCCGCUGCCAGCUGACUAGCUUGCUCUCAUCGACAGGUAAGACAAGCUACCUGCUAGCCGACCAGCUACCCCACAGCCUCGAUAUGUACCGCGGGCACUACUGCCAAAUAUAGGAACGUCAUUUGGUCUCGCGUAAUAAUAAAAUAGGUUUUACGUUUUGUCUCGAGUCAGCCCACAUUUCGGCAUGCACCCAAUACACCAAGCACCACAGGUUAGGAUCCUAGGUCUACUUCAUGUUGGUUCUCCUGUUCUUCUCAUUUGACCGAAGUACCCAACUGCACUUCAUUGUCACAGUGUACACUUGUUUGCUUUACUUCCCACAUGUGUUCCAAGAUUUCUUCAACAGAACACACGAUGCACGUCUGCCCGCAGGCUGAGCGGUACAACACUGCCAGAGGUUUCGGGUGCAGUCACCAUCUGCUACCAUCAAACGACUGACUGAACACCUCUAGCGUUAUCACUGAGUGAGGCGUUUGUGUGCAGCACGCGCUGCCAAGAGUUGUCUUUGCAAUGGCUAAAGUAACCUAACCUGAGCUAACAAGGAAGGCAAAUGGAGAGGCUGCAAAUGCGUGUCACCUGUCCGCGUGCACGUGGCAAUGCAGGCCACUUUAGGGUUGCCCGACAUCAUACAUAGUUGACAACUCUUCACACGCAGUCCACGUGAACUCGGUGGAGUGAGCGCAUUCAAGGGUCUGGACCCAAGCAAAGUCCAGGGUGAUCUUCUUUAUUGUAAUGUAACCUCCGCCUUAAUUGUUGUUUGUAUGCACAUGUAAUUGUUUUGCCACAUGUAAUAUUAGUUAUUUAAAAUCAACAUUUUGAGCAACUAUUUAGGUGUAAAUAAAAACGUGAGUCCCAUCUAAGGCCAACUAAUGACAGGAGAGCAUGUGAAAGCCCAUGGUUCAGAUCACAGCAAAACAAAAACAGAAUCAUUUUAAUGUUUAUUAAUGAUGACAAUAAUGACAAAAAAUAAAUUAUUAUUGUCUCGAAUACCACAAAUGCAACAUCAGUCAAAAUAGACAUUUAGAUAUAAAUGAAAUUUCAGAGAUGUUUUGGAAUACAUUUAUUUAUCCAAAGUGCUCUUUAAUUAUUUGUUUUUCCCAGUAAACCUCAAACACAUCGAACUGUGACCCCAAAACUCUGCUAGCUAAAUACUGAAUUGUGGACUUUGCAUUCUGCUUAAAUCCUAAAUUACACCUUCGUGAUUGUGUCUCACCUUCACUCCAGCCAACCACUGCUUACACAUCAGGGUGAGGCGGAUGUUUCAAUCCAGACUGGCACCAAAGGUCACCAAUAUGGCCUCAUGGAUUAUUCAGAUGACUGUGAUGGUGCUGUCUGUCUUCACCAGGAGCAGCCAGGGGAAGAGGGACAAGGAGAUCUACUGCUCUGCAUGCAAAGCAAUUGUGGAUGAACUGAACUACUCAAUCAGUCAGGUGGACCCAAAGAAAACCAUCAACGUCGGCGGCUUUAGACUCAACCCUGACGGAACCAUGAAAGACAAAAAGGUACCUCUGGCUCGCUCAGCGACUCACCUCAGCGAGCUCCUUGAUGGGGUGUGCAACAGCAUGAGCGACUACGCCCUCCAUGUGGACCCCGACACCCAGCACAAGCGCUACAUGAGGUUUGCUCCCAGGAGCAGCGGGGCCACCGGGGACUUCCCCGACUUUAAAAACUUCCAGUUCGACGGACCUGAGGCAUCCAACGUCCUGAAAUUCGCAUGUGAAAGCGUCGUGGAGGAGCUGGAGGAUGAUAUCAUCUCUCUGUUCAGCCAGGACACAGAGCAUGUGCACCAGGAGUUAUGCAACACUGUCUCAGGUACCAAGCCCCUACAGUGCACACACUCUCCACCACACAGAACGUUUACAGCACUCCUCAUAUCAGGUGCAAUCUGUUUUAUUACAAUAAAGCCGGGGAAAUUCAUGGCGAAUUUAUCUCAAUACACGGAUGUGGUAAUAUCCAUAACAUUGAUAGAAUAGCUCACGUGCUUUUGUUUCUGCAUUUCAAUAUAUUCACAGCUGAGUGUAUUUCCCUUUGCUUGGAAACACAAAGAUAAUUUGUAGAAUGUACUUGUCUGUGGUUGUAUUGAGUAUUUCCCCUGUUGGGUGUUGGCUUCCAGAGCCUUAUGUAACAACAGAGAUGAGAGAGACGCCAUGUUGUUAGAAUGUGACUCAGCUGAAAGACACAAGACAGAAUUAUACCAUUUCACACAAACGGAGCACAAUAAACCAUCGUGGUAAACUCCUUCACAAUGCGACAUAGUACAACCUUUUAAUGUAUCUGUUUAUUAAUGUCAUUUCCUCAACACGACUGCUCAUAUUGUUCUCUCUUGUCUUUGAUUUCAGACUACUGUAAAGACAGCCGCCACACAAACCAGGAGUUGUAGCGCUCUACAGCUUCAGCGGUGGAAGGCGGGACCAGUUUUGUAAUAGAGAUCAGAAAAAAGAGGCUUUAACAAAAUCAGUUUUUCACAAAUAAUUGUCAAUCUUUUUAAAUAAAUAAAAGGAUGAAAUCUUGAGAAAGCAUUUUGUUCACGUUGUUCUUUGUCUGCGGCUUGAAGUCGCUGCUCACUGGAGUCAGGCCGGUGUGUUGUCAGCUGCUGCUUCUUAUUGGUUUUCUGGUUUUCUGUCUUAACUACGAUCCGGCACACUAAUGAAGGUGUGCUUCUGCUCUGUUUGCAUGCCUUCAGUCAGUGUGACUCCGUCGCUUUGAGCUGCAGGAGAAAUAGAAGUUUGAGACUCAACACUGCAACACUUCAAACCUCUUCUGGGUCCAGCUUCUCCAAACGUUCUCUAGCACAGUGGGACUCUCUAUUUUCUGAUGUUCUGUAGACUAAAUGAUAAAUCAAGAAAUUGAAAUAAAACAAUUUGAAAUGAUUAUUUCAUAUUAAUUUGUGUUAUUAUUAUUAUUAAUAACAUAGUUAUUAUAAAUAUAGUGAUAUAAUCCUUGCUGGCGCAAAGUCCCAUCAUGAUUUUAGUUUUGAAGAUGAUUUGACCUUUGCUGCUCUUUAAAUGAUGAAGAUGAGCGUACAGCUGCAGCUGUGAACAGUCAAGUGUCUUCUCAUACUAACUACAGGCCUACAAACUGCAGCAGACGUUGGAAGCAUCCAUUGUCUGAUUGGGCCAGAUGUAGCAGCAGCUGCUUGGUGAUUGGCUAGCACCCUGUGCAUUGAUAUGCUAAAGGUUGCGCGUCCGCAGGGGGAGCAUGUUGGUGACAGAGACCGGGUCAUACUGAAGCUCCUCUCGAUAUAUUCAAACAUUACUCAAACCUGACUUCCAAUCAACCUCUCACAUUUGACCACUAAAUUGUAGGAAUGUAACACCUUAAAACGGUGUUUCUGCAACCUUUACAUGGACAGACUUUUUUUUUUAAAAUCUGUUUUCUAAAAAGUCCCGGUUUUCCACCGGCACUUAAACGCAGCAUGCAUUUGUGGAUCUGUCUGAAGCUGGGGACCGAGGAAACAGCCUCAGAACUCCACGCGCUCAUGAAACUGAUCCGUGUGCACAGUUAAAACAAAAGAAUGUCACAAAUGUUUUUAGACUUCUGCACACGCAGGAAGCUUUUCAAAGGCCAAAUAAAUCAGAUCUGUGACACUGAAGUAAAAUACCGUAAUGUGAAAUCUUAAUAUUUAUUCAUGUGCAUUUGUAAAACUGAUUCAUUUGUGUUCAAAUUGCUUGGUAUUUGUGUGUGCAUUGAAACACAUUCAUGAAUACCCCAAAUUACACACAAAUACACAAUGCACAUUUGUAAAUCUUAUUAUUCGUUUUAAGAAACUUGUGCCUCUGAAUCGGUUUUGGCAAUCGAUCACACAUUCAUACAAUGUGGUAAAGCCCGAAAAUAGCAGGAAUCAUGCAAGUGCAUCACCUUCAAGCGCUACAUUUAGAAACAAUAAGAGAAAGAGUUUUCUAUUCAUCAUGGUGCAGCUCUGUCCAUGUUUAUCUGUCUAUGUGAAGGCCAGUUGGUGUGACCAAACCAACGCUCAUAUGAGGUCACAUAUAUGCGGUGAUCUCUAUACACAUUGGUGCUUUGGCGCUUGCUGUGAGGCAACCUUGGUGCUUCCUAGCAUGUCGUGUAGCGCUGGUAUGUAUCCCAUGGUUAGUCAGAUUAGAGGUGGGAUCUCUAUGAUGGUAAAAUAUAGCUUCACAUCGAGCCCAAACUUAAUGCAAUAUGAACAACACAGUAUUACAGACGUUAUAGAGAAACGUGGCUUCUCACAUAUUCCACUUGCCCCUAAAUUUGGCAAAAGAUUGGUGAGGAAUUGUGGGUAACUGUUUAAUUGUAACGCUCAGUCAUAAGAAACACAGCGCUGACUGGUGGUAUUCUAUAGUUUUGCUAUCGUGUGUGUGUGUGUGUGUGUGUGUGUGUGUCUGUGGUAUCUUCCUCCUCUGUGCCAUAGAGCUGCAUUAUAAACACACACCGUCCUGCUGCCACAAACGCUCACUAUGCACUAUUUCCUGCUGUUUGCGUCAGUGGCCAGAUGUUUUAGACAAUGACUGCUUAUUUGUUGCCCUGUUACCCUCUUAGUUAAUUACACUAACAAUGUUCUCUUUGAUAAUGCAAAAUGGAGGAAACUUGUGAGUUAUGCUGAACAGAUCACUAUUACACCAAACCAUCUGAGAAGUGGUGUGAAAAAGACUUUAGUUUUAUGUAUAUAUAUGGGUGGAUUGCAUCCACAUUAAUUUGAACACUUAAACAGAUGUCCAUAUAGCAUUUUUUUCUGACUGACGGCUUCUUUUUUAAGAGCGCAUGUGACCGCCUGAAGAAGAAGUGCUGCCUCAAGCAUCUUUCUCUCAAAGCGCUCAGACUUUCUUGGUGCCGCCGCUUCAAGUUGAAAAUCUCUGGACUUUUCAGCUUUUUAGCUCUACUGCAAGAUUUAGCGUUAGCGUUCCACAGCUUGAUGGAGGCACACGGUUCUGUCUGUGGAUCAUCAGCAAGUUGGAAUAUAGCAAAGUGGAUCACAGGACCGAUAACAGUACUCGGUGAUGGGACCCACAACCAUCAAUGUCUGAUUACAAAACUGACUAAGAAUGUCUGUCCAGACAAACACAAUUUCAAACAAUUGUAUUUAUUGGUUUGUUUGAUACGGGACAGUGCACAUUAAUAAAAACAUUGCUGUAAGU